Molecule: messenger RNA, 2120 nt
Organism: Myotis myotis
Lineage: Eukaryota; Metazoa; Chordata; Mammalia; Chiroptera; Vespertilionidae
Gene: MYPOP
Product: Myb related transcription factor, partner of profilin
Exons: 3
Coding region: 484-1659 (391 amino acids)
Biological process (GO): regulation of transcription by RNA polymerase II
Cellular component (GO): nucleus
Molecular function (GO): RNA polymerase II cis-regulatory region sequence-specific DNA binding; DNA-binding transcription factor activity, RNA polymerase II-specific
Source: RefSeq, a predicted model, not a curated record
GCGUGAAACCCCGGCGGUCGGGGCGUUGGGGACCCACCGGCGUGUGCUGCGCCUGCGCCGCGGCUCUCCCGGCAGCGGGAGGCGGGGUCCAGAGCGGGAGGACGGAGAGCAGCGGGGGGAGGGAGGAGGCCGCAGGGGCCCGAGCCUGGACCGACGGGCAGGCGGGGGCUGCGGCGGCGCCGAUCCUCCCCAGUUUCCAUCAACUCCUCGGCUUGGCACUUGGCGCCUCACUGGCAGGAGAGGAGCGCUCCACGGGUGUCAGCUGCUAUUAGGCACUCGGACUGCCCCCCACGGCCCAUCGCCCCCCGUCCCCUGCCCCCAUCCCUGGCCCCGGGUACUAAGGAGCCGGUGUCGCAGCGGCCGGCCGGGGUGGGGUUGGCGGCGCGGGGGACGCCGAGCCCCCGCCAGCGCGGUGCGCCCUGUGCCCGCAGCGCCGGCGCCCCCCAUGCGCCAGGCGGCCGGACGGCGGCGUCGGGGGGCGCCAUGGCCUCGGCGGCGGCGGGCGAAGCGGAAGAGACCACCCGGCUGCGCAAGCCGCGGUUCUCGUUCGAAGAGAACCAGAUCCUGAUCCGGGAGGUGCGCGCCCACUACCCGCAGCUCUACGGCGCGCAGAGCCGUCGGGUGAGCGUGGCCGAGCGGCGGCGCGUGUGGGACGGCAUCGCGGCCAAGAUCAACGGCAUCACCAGCUGGAAGCGCACCGGCCAGGAGGUGCAGAAGCGCUGGAACGACUUCAAGCGCCGCACCAAGGAGAAGCUGGCCCGCGUGCCGCACUCCACGCAGGGCGCUGGGGCUACCGCCGAGGACGCCUUCUCUGCCGAGGAGGAGACCAUUUUUGCCAUCCUCGGGCCGGGUGUGGCGGGGCCAGGCGCUGGCGCAGGGGCGGAGCAGCCCCCAGCGGCGCCCCCCUCACAGCCACUGGCCCCAAGUGCCUACACCCAGCGCUAUGUGUUGUCCGAGGACCGCAGGGAAGACCGAGGGGCAGAUACACCAGCCCACAGCAAAGGGGGCUCCAGCAGCCCGGAGCCCUGGGCCCGGCCCUCCUGCCACCCCCAGGAAAGGGGCUGCCCACCGCCCAAGGAGCGUGAGUCCUCGCUCCCUCCAGCCCUGCAGACCGUCCAGCUGCCCCGUCUGGCCUUGUCUCCACCGCCCCCAGCCCCUCCAGCACCCCAGCCACCACCACAGGUUCAAGUGGCGCCCUCGCCCGCCAGCCCCUCACCCCCUCUCCUGCCUCUGCCCUCGGCCCCAGACCCCUCCCUGGACUUCCUGCGGGCGCAGCAGGAGACUGCCAACGCCAUCAGGGAGCUGGCUGGCACCCUGCGGCAGGGACUGACCAAACUGAGCGAGGCCCUCAGCGCCCUGCUGCCCCUGCUGCCUGGAACCCCCGUUGACCCACUGCCCCCACCUCCACCCCCACCCCCCAGGCCUGUCCUGCCUCCACCUACCCCCAAGGUGGAGAUCACCCCAGAGCCCGUGUCUGUGGUGGCUGCUGUCGUGGACCGGGCCAAGGUGGCAGCCAGGGGGGUGAUCAUCGCCCGUAGAAGCGAGGAAGGGACGCCCCGGCCACCCCCAACCCCUCCUCCUCCCCAUGACUCCCCCCCACACAAGAGGAGGAAAGGUUUUCCUACACGGAAGAGGCGAGGGCGAUGGAAAUCUCCGUGAAAUCGACCAUUGGAUUCAAGCUUGUCUGCACUUUCUGCCUGCACCACCUCUCCCAGCUUAGCCCGGCGGAGGAGGGCCAUGCACCUUCCCCGUGCCAGCUGCACCCUGGCUCCCUGCUGCAGGGGCGUGGGCACCCCACACCCCCACUCCCUGUACUAGUUAGUGCCUGAUUCGCGGGGGCCCUCGUUGAUGGGCCCCCCAGCCCUUUCUCCAGUACAGCGCUGUCUGCCUGGCUGCUUUCCUUAACCCUGACUUCUAAGCCAUCCAUUUUAGGUUAUUUCUUAUUGCCCUUGGUGGGCUGCAGAGGGAACCUCACGCCCCCUUCCCUAAUCACUCCUGGUUUGACUUGAAGAGAACUGAUCUGUGGGAGGCCUCCCCGCUUCCCAAUCCAGACUUUGGAGGGAGUGGGGGCUGCGAGACAAAUCAGAGCGUGGAUGACAAUGAGGGGACAGCAGUCUGUA